CCUGCUAUAUUUUUCAGGCCAGAUUAAGUUCUUAUCAUGAUAAUAAAACACCUCUGUGUUCUCACUCUGUCUCAUUAAUGAGUAUAAUUUAUUACAACUGUGUUCCCGUCAUCGCUACAGCAGCUCUCUACCUCUGAGGCAGAGAACAUUAUUUUGAAAGGUCAGAGCGGAACUAGUGUUUAGUGGUGGUCCUACUGACUGACUGUACUGGGUAUGAACCUGAACCGUCUCGCUCCUCUACGGACGGUAACUACAGAUGGAGUCUCCAGAGAACCGGUCCGGUGAGUCGGUCGGUGUUGAGCAGGAGGCCCCGCCGGCCCUGGUGGAUCAGGACACCGCGGUGCUGCUGCUGGGAGCCGGAGUGACCGCCGUCACACACCCGCUGCUCUACGUCAAGCUGCUCAUACAGGUGGGACAUGAACCUCUUCCCUCAACUGUGGGCACAACUAUGUUCGGACGAAGAGUCUUAUACCUGCCCGGCUUCUUCUCCUACGCACGGCACAUUGUGAAAGUGGAUGGAAAGAGUGGGCUCUUCCGCGGCCUCUCCCCUCGUAUCGUGUCCAGUGCCAUCUCCACUGUGAUCAGGAGCAAAGUUAAACAGCAGGUGGAGCUUCUGUCCAAGAGAGAGGACCUGCAGACUUCAUUCAACAAAGUGGUCAAAGAGACCUCACAUGAGAUGAUCAUCCAGUGUCUGUCCAGAGUAGCCACUCAUCCUUUUCAUGUUAUGUCAGUGCGGUGUAUGGCCCAGUUCGUUGGCAGAGAGGUUAAGUACGGCGGGAUGUUCAGUUGCAUUGUCAAGAUUUUUAAGGAGGAAGGAGUCGCUGGAUUCUAUGUUGGUCUCAUACCCCACGUGGCAGGAGAGGUCCUCUUCCUGUGGUGUUGUAACCUCCUGGCUCAUCUUAUUAACACCUACGCUGUAGAUGAAAGUUUCAGUCAAGUCUCAGCCAUAAGAAGCUACACUAAGUUUGUGAUGGGCAUUGCAGUGAGUGUUCUAACAUAUCCAUUCAUGCUGGUGGCUGAUCUAAUGGCAGUCAACAACUGUGGCUUGGCUGCAGGUCUUCCUCCUCACUCUCCCAUCUUCAAGUCCUGGCUGCACUGCUAUAAUCACCUGCGCAUCAAAGGUUACCUCUUCAGAGGAUCCAGCUUCUUUUUCCGCCGGGUGCCUGUGCCCUCUCUGCCCUACAUCGAGGACUGAUAUCAUCAUCAUCAUCAUCACCUUCUGGGAUCUUCCUCCGCCUCCUCUUGCUCACAAACAUUUUCCAAAGACACGUCGUCCUCCCCCUCCGCCUGUCAGCCUCUGCUGCCGUCCUCUAGAAGUAGCAGGAGCAGCAGAGACACAGUUCAUGGAUGGAGCGCCAAUGAACUUUUUUCUCUCCAGGAGCUUUAGUUCAGUUCAGCGGGGAUAGAUGAGGAUAGAGGUGGCUCUUGUCACAAUCUGUUCAGAAACUAUGGUGUUGUUCAUGACUGCAGUGACCAAAAUGUUUGGAAUGCGCCACGACUUUGAUUUCAUAGCUUCUUCUUCAUAGCAACAGCCGCCGAGGCUUAUGGGUACAGCAGUAAUUACACACAAACCAAACUGAGAGACAAAAUCCUGAUCUCUAACAUUUCCAGCUGACGGCCAUAACUCAUAUAUUCCUAUAUUGUCUAAUUGUUCUGUUCCUGUGUUGAGGGACAUUGAGUUUAACCCUUUAAAGGACUAUACCAACCAAUUCACUACAUACCACUAAACUUAUUACAGCUAACCGUUUAGCAAAACAUAUUUCUGUGUUCCACACAUAUGGAUGUUUUUUAGUUUAACAAGCCAGACAGCCAUUCAUUUACUUUCAUUUUAGCAUCCAUCACAGGCCACAUCCAGUCUGCACUGGUUUUUGUGAGUUACAGUAUCGCUGGGAGCUAACACAGUGCAGAGUUUUUAAAUCAGUCAGUACUUUAGCUGCAGUACUAUGCAAGGAUAAUGUCCCCUAGACAGAGGUUAAUGGAGUUUUAAGGUUCACUGGGUUGGAUCGCGCAUGUAAAGCAUGUUUAACGAGUCUGACACCCAGUUUUCAUAAUGUUAAAUGAAUGGAAACUAAUGCUAACAGGUGGUCUGGUCAUUUUAUAAAUACAGUUAUGUUUACAGACUCUCUCUCUCUCUCUCUCUCCUUCUCUCCGCCUCCCUACACUCGUAUCUUGAGUGUAAUUCAUUUGCCAAAAAAAGAGACAAAACGCACAAUAAACAAAGUUAAAUAUGAA
This is a messenger RNA of Sebastes umbrosus (honeycomb rockfish), 2232 nucleotides long. Its product is annotated as mitochondrial carrier homolog 1-like. Gene Ontology annotation, cellular component: mitochondrion; membrane. The transcript has 12 exons. Gene Ontology annotation, biological process: positive regulation of apoptotic process. The record is from RefSeq and is a predicted model, not a curated record. NCBI's taxonomy places the organism in Eukaryota, Metazoa, Chordata, Actinopteri, Perciformes, Sebastidae. Bases 257 to 1195 code for a protein of 312 amino acids.